AUGGGUGUUAGCCAAGUCUGUAGUGCCCCGUUGGGCGUUUAUCGAUAUAUCAGUAAUCUGGCCCCACAGCCCGCUGCUAUAGCACAGGUCUUCAACGGUCAUGGUGCGCUCUCUCUUUCCGCUUUAAAUUCACAGUCAAACAAGUCUCCUUUAUCACAGUCGACCGUCGAGCUAGACCAGAAAAUACAAGAUGUCUUCAAGCGCAUCGAGAAGGAACGCAAAUUCAUCGACGCUUCACGCUUAAUCAGACAAGCAACCACAAAUCCCGAUGUUCUGCGUCAAAAUGAUGCAAAAGUUCGCGAGGCAGAGCGUUCGCUUUCUUAUUUCGAGGAUACUCUCCGCGAACUACAAGCUCGUAAGCUACAGCGCGAUGAUCCCUCUAGAUCGGGUACUGCUACAUCUCCUCAUCAACAACUAUUCAAACCAGGUCGUUCCUCUGAUAGAGAUCGUUCACUUCCCCGAAUCCCCCCCUUUGAUCAAGAUUCCACUCGUGGAGCCUCUUCUAGUGCCACUCUCGUCCCCGGCGAUGAUACAGACGGCAUUCCCAAGGCAAAGCAAUAUACAAACCUCGAUCUUAUCAAAGCAGAUACCCCCCUUACAACUCCAAAGAUAUCUCGUAUGCUUCAUCAGCUCGAGUUCAAACUGCAAGUCGAAAUGCAGUACAAGAAGGGCAUCGACAAGAUGUCCAAGCUUUAUCAGGCAGACGGCGACAAGAAAUCUCGCGCAGAUGCGGAAAGCAAGCGUGUUGAGAGCGAGAAGAAAAUUCAACUCCUUCAAUCCGCUCUCAAAUGCUACAAGAACCUCCAUAUCCUCGAUGACGUCGAGGAAGAAGAGCAGCCAGCAGGUCCCGAUGGCGAACGUAAAGAUAAUUUACGCGCUAAGCCGCUAUCCGGCAAGCUCUACGUGACUGUCAAAGGAGCACGCGAACUCGAACACACUCCAAUCGUAACCGGUUUCAGAUCCCGUCCUUCCUCCAAACAGGUCCGUGAGACCUUCGUAUCACUUAAAAUUGAAGGAACCCAACGCGCUCGUUCCCACCCUUCACGAACCGACCGCUGGAAUGAAGAUUUUGAAAUCACCGUCGAUAAAGCUAACGAAGUCGAAAUCGCGGUCUAUGAUAAACAAGUAUCCGAAGUUCACCCGGCUCCUAUUGGAUUACUCUGGAUAAGAAUCAGCGACCUUGUCGAAGCGCUCAGACGACAAAAGGUCAUGAUGGACAGCCAGGGUGGCUGGGUCACUGCUGGUGCCAUGGAUGGUGACUCUCCUGUCAAUCGUUCCCCUCAGCAUAUGGGUGGAUUCGGCGAUGUCAAUGCUCCUCUCAAUAUAGAACCUGAUGGGGCAGGUAAUCCACCAGGUGGCACAACGGCAUUCACGAGUCAGAACGAAGGCAUUGAUGCGUGGUUCGCGGUUGAACCGGUCGGCGCCCUUGCAUUACAUCUCAACUUCGUCAAGGAGAACGUGCGCAAGCGCCCGCUAGAUGCUCCCGGUGGUCUCGGCCGCCAGGGCGCUGUCAGAAAACGAAAGGGUGAAGUCCACGAGAUGAAUGGCCAUAAAUUCGUACAACGGCAGUUCUAUCAACUCAUGCUUUGUGCCUUUUGCAACGACUUUCUACUCAACGCCCUGGGUUACCAGUGUGAAGACUGCCGAUACACCUGUCACAAGAAAUGUUACGAGAAAGUCGUUACCAAGUGUAUAUCAAAGUCAAAUACUGGGGAGGGUGAUGAAGAGAAGAUCAACCAUCGCAUCCCCCAUCGCUUCGAGCCCCUCACAAACAUCGGCGCAAACUGGUGCUGCCACUGCGGUUACAUGCUUCCCCUUGGUCGCAAGAAUGCACGCAAGUGCUCAGAGUGCGAUAUCACCUGCCAUGCUAACUGUGCACACCUCGUGCCUGAUUUCUGUGGCAUGUCAAUGGAGACAGCCAAUCAGCUCCUCCGUGAUUGGCGCGAUAUCAAUCGCGCGCGUGGGGGUAAAGCAGCAGCAGCGGUAUCACGACCCAUAGCCCUCGCUCCCACCCCGCAGACUCAAACGCAGGUAUCUCCACCUGUGGAAGUGCCGCUUAGUGAUAGUCUGGACAGGAUGCAACUUGAGGGGGGAGAAGUGGCUCCUGUACCUGGGAUGUUUGUGGAUGCGUUUGGGCGCCGCACGCCUGCGCAGGAUGGUGUUGAUCCUCGUUAUUAUCAGCAGCAACCGCUGUCUAGUGUUCCUCCUCGUCCUCCCCCAGGUGCUCGAGUCCCGGUCCCCCCUGCUUACCCAAAUGAACAGUUGCUACCUCCCCCACCGCCGCCUCAGCCACAGGCAGCUAUGGUGUAUGAGCAGGAAGAGUACUCAAUACCCGCGCCACAGAAACAGACCUCGUAUCUACAAUCGGGUUUGCCGAUGCAACCUCCUCCUGGGCCCCAGUAUGCACCGCGAUCUCAGGACCCUCAUUUAGUCUCGCCAGUCCAGGCGAUGCCUCCGAUGCAGCGAGUUGCAACUCGCAAGCGUAAAGUUGGCCUCGACGACUUCAACUUCCUGGCUGUCUUGGGUAAGGGCAACUUCGGUAAGGUUAUGCUCGCGGAGGAGAAAAAGACAAACGGAUUGUAUGCCAUCAAGGUGCUCAAGAAGGAGUUUAUUAUUGAUAACGAUGAGGUCGAGAGCACCCGUUCAGAAAAACGAGUAUUCUUGGCUGCUGCUCGUGAACGGCACCCGUUUCUGCUUGGUUUACACUCGUGUUUCCAGACGGAAACGCGCGUAUACUUUGUCAUGGAGUACGUCAGUGGCGGUGACCUCAUGUUACACAUCCAACGCAAACAGUUCUCGCUUCGCCAAGCGAAGUUUUACGCGUCGGAGGUUCUUCUUGCUCUGGAGUAUUUCCAUGCGAACGGCAUCAUCUACCGUGAUCUGAAGCUUGAUAAUAUUCUGCUUACCCUUGACGGACACGUCAAGGUUGCUGAUUACGGUUUGUGCAAGGAGGAUAUGUGGUAUGGCUCGACCACGAGCACGUUCUGUGGUACUCCCGAGUUUAUGGCUCCCGAAAUUCUGCUGGAGCAACGAUACGGCCGCGCCGUAGAUUGGUGGGCAUUUGGUGUCUUGACGUAUGAGAUGUUGCUUGGGCAAUCGCCAUUCCGUGGCGAUGACGAAGAUGAAAUCUUUGAUGCCAUCUUGGAGGAUGAGCCUCUAUAUCCCAUCACCAUGCCGAGAGAUGCUGUUUCCAUCCUGCAAAAGCUGUUGACUCGCGAUCCCACGCGACGUUUGGGAUCUGGGAAAGCCGAUGCUGAGGAGAUCAAGAGACAUCCCUUCUUCAAGGAUGUGAGCUUUGACGAUGUCUUGAACAAACGCAUCCCACCGCCGUACUUCCCAACUAUAAACGGGAGCGCGGACACCAGUAACUUCGAUGAAGAAUUUACAAAGGAGCAGCCGACAUUAACGCCCGUUCACGGACAAUUGUCUGCAAAGGACCAACAGGAAUUCAGCGGAUUCUCAUGGGUCGCUUCUUGGGCAGAUGUAUGA
Molecule: messenger RNA, 3489 nt
Organism: Suillus subaureus
Lineage: Eukaryota; Fungi; Basidiomycota; Agaricomycetes; Boletales; Suillaceae
Exons: 11
Coding region: 1-3489 (1162 amino acids)
Biological process (GO): protein phosphorylation; signal transduction; fungal-type cell wall biogenesis
Molecular function (GO): ATP binding; diacylglycerol-dependent serine/threonine kinase activity
Source: RefSeq, a predicted model, not a curated record